Messenger RNA from Thalassophryne amazonica, 2460 nucleotides. Its product is annotated as N-acyl-aromatic-L-amino acid amidohydrolase (carboxylate-forming) B-like. The record is from RefSeq and is a predicted model, not a curated record. Lineage: Eukaryota; Metazoa; Chordata; Actinopteri; Batrachoidiformes; Batrachoididae. Gene Ontology annotation, molecular function: aminoacylase activity; hydrolase activity, acting on ester bonds. The coding region runs from base 174 to 1103 and encodes 309 amino acids. The transcript has 7 exons.
UAGUUGUUGCUGACAUGCUUCAAAGUUGCCGCCCGGGUAAUUGAGCAAUCACAGGUGCUGCUGUUGAGUUGAAAGAAAAUAACUGUGUUGUGUCACAAAAAGGAUAAUUGCUUGAAACCCAAUCUGAGCAGACGUCAGGGAGGCAGUUUGUCUUGAGAGCAGAGUUAUAAAAGAUGGCGUAUGUUUCUUUCCGGUCUUUAUUGCGAAUUGCCAUUUGUGGUGGCACCCAUGGUAAUGAGCUGUCAGGAGUCUACUUGGUGAGAGAAAUGCAGAAGCAGAAAGUAAACAAGGUUGGAUCCAUUUCUGUGACGACCAUGAUAUCAAACCCACGAGCUGUUGAUGUUUGCAGACGAUACACUGAAAAGGAUCUCAACCGAUGUUUCACAAAAGCCUUGCUGAGUUCACCUGUAACAGAUUCAACACCUCAUGAGCUGAUACGAGCACAGGAGCUGAACACUCAGCUUGGGCCUAAAGGAAGCCAAGAGGCCUUUGACGUCCUCUGUGACCUCCACAACACCACCGCCAACAUGGGCCUGUGCUUCAUCUUUGACUCCUGCGAUUGGUUAACAGUGCACAUUUAUAAAUACGUAAAGAAUAAGAUCACCUCUGUGCCAGUACGAGCCAUCCAGAUAAACACAAUGAUCCGUGAUAGUGUCAGCUUAUGGUCAGUGGGGAAACAUGGUUUCACGAUAGAGGUCGGACCUCAACCCCACGGAGUCCUCAGAGCCGAUAUCUUCACUGUAAUGAAAAAAGCCGUGGAUCUGAUGUUGGAGUGGAUUCAGAAAUUCAAUUCUGGAUGUACAUUUGAAGGGGGUGAAGUCGAAGUAUACACCAAGGUAAAGAAUGUUGAUUACCCAAGAGACCCCGCAACCCAGGAAAUCACUGCUGCUGUACACCCUCAGCUGCAGGAUAAUGACUUCGGCCUCCUUCAACCAGGCGACCCCAUUUUCUUAUCGUUUUUGGGGGAGACGAUGAAGUAUGAAGGGGAAACGCUCCACCCGUUCUUUGUGAAUGAAGGUGCCUACUAUGAAAAGAAGACUGCCUUCCAGUUAGCUCGAAAGACUGUUCUGACCGUGCCGCCCAUAAGUGUGAAAAUAGACUGAACAUGACGACAGAAUGACAUCAAAAUGUACUAUAUAUAGAGCAGCAGUUAGAAGAGUACAUUUAAUACCAUGCUUUAACUAUUUAAAUAUCAUUGAUUCAUAGAUGAAAUGAUGCAGAAAUCAAAUGUUCAGAUUUAUGACUCCAGUUCUAUUCGGACAACAAAUGUGACCUUUUAUUGAGGUGCUUAUAUGUUGUAACUGUGUGAAUGUGGAUGCAGUGAAUGAUAAUGUCUCUUUAAAUAUAAUGCAUUGCUAAAAUACCCUCAGCCAUAUGAGCAUGUAAUCAAUAAAAGAGUUUCUGGAAAGAAUGUGGCCUUUUGACUUUUGAGUAACCUUUGGCCACCUUUGAAAUUGUCCAUGGCCUGUGUCCCAAGAAUGCUCCCUGUGAUUUUGAAGACCCUGGCAGUAAUAGGACUGGAGUUAUGCUGGGUAUGCACGCAUGCAAAAUCAUUUUUAAUGCCCAAUGGCCAUAUUUUGGCCUCUGGUAAAAUGAAUGGCAUAAUAGGGCUGGCAAGAAUGUAAUGGAUCACUUCCCACCUGUAGCCUUUCUUUGUGGAGUUUGCAUGUUCUCCCCGUGUUUCCGAGGGUUUACUCGGGGUGCUCUGGCUUCCUCCCACAGCCAAAGACAUGGAGGUUAGGUGAACUGGAAACUUUAAAAUGAGGGAUGGUGUGCGUGCAGGUGUAAAUGGUUGUAUGUGGCUACGUGGCCCAGCGAUACACUGGCGUCCUGUCCAGUGUGUGUAACGGUACACUUCAUUAUUAGUUUUUGUCAGUUGUUUUGCACAUUCCAGAUAUGGUAAUUGUUAUACAGUAAAACUCGCUUAUAAUGGAUUUAGGUGAACCAGUGAAUUUUGUCCGUUAAAAUCAAAAUCCAUUAUAUUGUAUGUAUGUAACACAUUAGUCAGGAGGCGCUGAACAAUCUACAGGGAAUCCUCAGUGCCAAUAAACUUUAUGUAUUUCCUUGAUUAAAUGCCUGACCUUGACUAGGGGUCUGUCUCGUUUAAUGACCAGGUCAAACUUUCAAAAUAAAAGCCUGGCUUAAAUAAGCGCUAGGCAGUAUGUGCAUUAAAAGAAUUACAUGUAGUCGAGUCACUCUUUUUUCUAAGUCCACUGCAGAGUGGUAUCUUAAAAUCAUAAAGCCUGAUUUAUCCUUCUCCAGCUGUGUAACUUCAGUGACGUCGACAUGAGUGUGACCCUUUAAAAGUUCUCCAUUGUGUUGGUGGAUGCCAUAAUGCAAUUUACUGCAGGAACCGUGACUUUUUAUGGAUCAAUUUGUCCCUCAACUAUGUAGCAACAUUGUUGCAAAAGUAUUUGCAAAUGUGUAUUUCAAUCCACAAAUGUGUAAAAAAUGUGUGUG